Exophiala viscosa is the source of this 1791-nucleotide messenger RNA. RefSeq names its product flavorubredoxin reductase. Gene Ontology annotation, cellular component: cytoplasm. The coding region runs from base 1 to 1791 and encodes 596 amino acids. The record is from RefSeq and is a predicted model, not a curated record. Gene Ontology annotation, molecular function: oxidoreductase activity, acting on NAD(P)H; flavin adenine dinucleotide binding; 2 iron, 2 sulfur cluster binding. NCBI's taxonomy places the organism in Eukaryota, Fungi, Ascomycota, Eurotiomycetes, Chaetothyriales, Herpotrichiellaceae. The transcript is spliced from 3 exons.
AUGUUUUCCAGGCCUACCUUUCGCCUGGUCACUGCUUCUUCGUAUAAACCGUUGCUAUCAGCCUCCGUUGCAACUCCAAUUGUCCGCUCACCCCGCUUCCUGACCAGAUCGUUCUCUAUUCACAUUCGCAAGAUGGCCCAAGAAUUCAAGCUGAAGGGCUUGUCCAAGCUCGAGCUCAACGACUUGGACAAAGUCGAGGCUGAAGUUGAAGGCAUCGAAGGAGGAAAAGUGCUUCUAGUCAAAGUUGGUGGUCAAGUAUCUGCUCUUAAUGCCAAUUGUACACAUUAUGGUGCUCCAUUGAAGAACGGUGUUCUUACGCCUGAAGGACGCCUGACAUGUCCGUGGCACGGAGCAUGUUUCAACACCGCUACCGGCGACGUCGAAGACUCCCCAGCGCCCUUCGCACUAAACAAGUUCAAUGUAAUUGAGAAAGACGGUGGGGUAUACAUAACAGGAAAAGAGGCGGACAUCAAAGGCGGUAAGCGACAGGUCAACGUCAAGACGACGCCCUCGUCGUCGGAGAAGGUCGUUAUCGUUGGCGGUGGCUCAGGCACUUUCGGUGCCAUCUUGAAUCUGCGCAAACUCGGAUUCAAAGGACAGGUCACAGUCAUCACUGGCGAAGGCCUCCCGAUCGACCGAACGAAGUUGUCCAAAGCCCUCAUCACCGAUCCCUCCAAGAUCUACCUGCAACCAGAAGAGUUCUAUAAGGAUGGGUCAAUAGACUUCUACUCGGACACCGCCGCAAGCGUUGACUUCGAAGCAAAAGAGGUCAAGACCAAGACCGGCAAAGCGUUCCCGUACACGAAACUCAUCCUGGCCACGGGUGGAACGCCCAAGAUGUUGCCUUUACCUGGCUUCAAAGAACUCUCCAACAUCUUCCUUCUGCGGCAGAUCAGCGACACUCAAGCCAUCAUGAAUGCCGUGGGUGACGGAAAGAAGAAGAUCGUUAUCAUUGGGUCCAGCUUCAUUGGUAUGGAAGUUGCUAACGCUCUGGCCAAGGAAAAUUCCGUCAGCGUAGUCGGCAUGGAGUCCGCUCCCAUGGAGCGUGUCAUGGGCAAGGAGGUCGGCAAGAUCUUCCAGAAGGCGCUGGAGAAGAAUGGCGCCAAGUUCUACCUGGAGGCGGGUGUCGACUCAGCUGUGCCAGCCUCCAAAGUUGCCAGUGCCGUUGGUCUCAGCUCCGUAGGCGCUGUCAAGCUGAAGGACGGCACCGAGCUUGAGGCCGAUCUCGUCGUUCUCGGCAUUGGUGUGCGACCUGCCACAGAUUACCUGCAAGACAACCCCAAGAUCAAGUUGGAGGAAGACGGGAGUGUGUCAGUAGAUGAGAACUUUGCGGUCAAAGGGCUCACCGACGUCUAUGCGAUUGGAGACAUCGCGACAUACCCAUACCAUGGACCCGGAGGUGGCGGCAAGCCCACACGCAUUGAACAUUGGAACGUGGCGCAGAACAUGGGACGCUCUGUCGGUCAACUCAUUGCGAAGGCUGGCAAGCCUAAGCCAUUUAUCCCGAUCUUCUGGUCCGCGCUGGGCAGUCAGUUGAGGUACUGUGGUUCGACGACCAAUGGGUGGGACGAUCUUGUGCUCAAGGGCGAGCCAGAGAACUCCAAGUUUGCGGCGUACUAUUGCAAGGAUGACACGGUUGUGGCCGUAGCCAGUAUGCAGAUGGACCCUGUCAUGACCAAAGCCGCGGAAUUGAUGAGACAUAACAAGAUGCUUUCGAAGAAGGACAUCGAGGGUGGACAGGAUAUCCUGCAGGCUAAUCUGUACAGGUGUGUUGCAUGUAGUAGCAUAUGA